Paramecium octaurelia is the source of this 636-nucleotide messenger RNA. Lineage: Eukaryota; Ciliophora; Oligohymenophorea; Peniculida; Parameciidae. The record is from the annotation of a GenBank genome assembly.
AUGCAAUCAUUAAUCUAAGCUUUUCAGCAGAAAAUAUCCUUGUCUGCUUCAUUUGUUAAAUAAUCUACUCCAUAAAUAUUAUUUGGCAUAAGUCUACUUUCUUGUUUAUACCUUUUAAAUAAAUAAUAAAAAGAGGAAAACCAAGUUGAACCUGAAAAGAUUGAAAAAAAAUUAAAAAAAAAAGCAUCCAGCCAAAAACAUCUGGAAGAAAAUAAGCCAUAAUAUGUCGAUGUGAUACAAGAUCUGGUAUGAAUAGUUUAAUUUAAAAGAAAAAAAGCUAAAAGAAAUUAAACAAAAAAAUUAAUAAGCAAUUCGAUGAUUCAAUUGACAACACUGAAGAAAACAUACCAAGAUCACCUGAUUAUAGCGUGGUUUCAGAAAUAGAUUAGAAAUACUUUUUAGAGCUGAUACAAAAUUAAAAAAAUACUAAAAGAGCAUACUAAACUGAUUGCGAAUCAACACCCGUGAUAUCAUUAAGAGGGUAAAUUUCAUGAAAGACUUUUUAGAUUCAGGAGAAAUUAGUAAUUGAUAGGAGAAGAAGAUAAAAAAGGAGAAGAUAGAUUGUUUUAUAUUCUGAAAUAACGUGUCAUCGAAUAAGAGGAGAAGGAAAAUGAAAUUGAUGAAGACGAUUAUUGA